AAAAACUGUAUACGAUUUCAGGAAUGCCAAACGGUAUACGUAUACUCUGGACUCGAGUCAAGUGAACGAUGAUAGUAACAUCGGGUCAUUGAUUUGCAACCAAAACGACAACUUGAUAACAGAUUGUGAAAUUAUCCCUAUGGCAUAUUAUUAUUAUGGACCGGGAGAAUUUGAUAAAUGUGAUGGCAACAGGGUCUUAAUUGCUUGUUCGAAAGAUGAGCCAAAAACCGACGAGAGCGUGAAUAUUAUUAUAAUUUCGACGGCCGUCACUGUCAUUUUUUUCGUUUGUGGACUUGUUGGACUGAUAUAUUGCAAGCGGAAAGGUAAACUCUGUCUUUCGCCUCGACAACAACCGGCCAAUAGAGAAAGUCCCCGGCCGAAUUUGCAGAAUGAAUUACCACCCGAGGAAGGUUUACCGAUGCCAUGUAAUACCAGAAGAGUUCAUGAUAAUGAUGGUCCGGGAAUGAGAUUUGAAAACGUUACUUAUGAUGAUCUCGGAGAUACCGAUGGCGGUAAUAUACUUUAGAUUGUAACUUUCAACAGCACAUGGGGAACAUCAGAUCUGAUGCAAAUGACCAGUUUGAUGACGACGGCUACAUGAUAAUGGUGCGGAAAGUAGAGUAGUGGUAAUUAUUCUGAAGAGAACAUGAAAUAGUUGCUGACUUAUAAAACCUGUGAAAUCGAAAGACCAUCCAUAAGGCAUAUAUUCCAUUUAUCUGCUGAAAAACCGUCGUGGAAGAAGUAAAACAUUUCAACUGUUCAAAAUAGCAUGCCUUAUAGACAUUUUGUAAGAAACAAUGAGAUGUUCGGAACACUACUAUUUUUUCCAUCGUCUGCAACCUCAGUGUUUGUACACCACGUGAUAAAUUACGUCAUAAAUGCUACUCAGUGUAAGUUCGGUCUCCAGAAUUGUGAUAACAUGCAUUGAGAACUUGUAUAAAAUGACAGAACCACCAACUUCAUUUAAAUCGUUUGAAAAUGUCCGAACUAUCAUUGACUGUUUCCCCAAAAAAGAAGUUUCUUUAGUCUUUUCCUGGUGAUUUUGCGGAGUAAGGGAAUUUGUAUUCUUUAUGCAAAAAUCAAGAAACUUAAAAUGUCUUGCGUUUCACCUUCUGGUGCUAUAACAUUUCUGUCGGAUGUGGAUAAAGGGAGUAAGAGUGACAGGGACAUGGUCAUAGCCUCACAGUGUGCAGACAUCUUAGACCUGGCGAAUUAGUAAUUGCUGAUUGGUUAUCCUUGAUUAAAGACAUCCUUCAGAAAAACAAAGUCAAAUUAAACACAUCUCUAUUUUUAAGCGGCAUGCAGAGACAUUUUGAAAUUUUAAAAAAAUACACUAUAAUGAAAUGUUUUUAGUAUUAUAUUUUUUUAUCCAUGAAUUGACAACACAUUGAUGUAUAUAUACUUAUUUGUACUUUGUUUGCAUGUAAAACACUUUACUGAAUAAA
Messenger RNA from Mya arenaria, 1445 nucleotides. RefSeq lists its product as uncharacterized. NCBI's taxonomy places the organism in Eukaryota, Metazoa, Mollusca, Bivalvia, Myida, Myidae. The transcript has 4 exons. The coding region runs from base 140 to 526 and encodes 128 amino acids. The record is from RefSeq and is a predicted model, not a curated record.